AUGACUCUGCGCAGUCUGACAAGGAUCCUUGUUCUUUGGUGGUUUGCGAAACGGCCUGCAACGAAGGGGUUCUCCUCCGACCCAUGGCCAGCGGGCCAAUUUACCGAGCCCGGCCCCAAAGAAACAACAAAUUUAACUUGGACAAUGGCUCGGUUAGUGCGUUCUGUUCCAAAAGGAAGAGCCUCAAUUAUGCUGAUGCCACACCGUGGUCUCGGAAUAUUGGCCACACUAGAUGGCAGGCCCUGA
Colletotrichum abscissum is the source of this 246-nucleotide messenger RNA. RefSeq lists its product as uncharacterized. The record is from RefSeq and is a predicted model, not a curated record. The coding region runs from base 1 to 246 and encodes 81 amino acids. The transcript has a single exon. NCBI's taxonomy places the organism in Eukaryota, Fungi, Ascomycota, Sordariomycetes, Glomerellales, Glomerellaceae.